AAAACAUUUUGAGCGCAGUUUGCACAAAUAAAUAAUUGCUGUCAGUUUAUUGUAUGUGCAAAAAGUUGCAAACAAAUUAUACUAAAUUAUUUAAGUGUAGCAAAUCAAACAAAUGCUGCGCAGUGUUGCAAAUGUGCCAUUAACUGUUUAAAAGAGUUUUGAAAAUUAUUUACUUCAUCGUAUAGAUUACAAUUAAUUAUAAUCAAAAUGCCCAACGCUACGGAGAUAACAACAAAUGACUCCAAAAAGCCAUUCAAAGUCAAGGACGUCACGCGCAACAUUAAAAAAGCCGUUUGCGCCGCAAGCCUGGAGGAAAUACGCUCCAAGGUGGCCGAGAAAUUUGACAAGUGUGAGCAACAGCCAACAAUCCAUUUGGACUCCGAUGGCACCGAAAUCGACGAUGAGGAAUACUUUCGUACACUCGAUGAGAACACGGAACUGGUGGCCGUCUUUCCUGGCGAGCAUUGGAUCGAUCCAACCCAUUACGUGACCAUAACCACGCCGAAUGCCACGGGCAAUGGCAGCAUCACCGGCAAUCCGGACAACGGCGACACCACGGAUGCCAACAACUCGGAGACGGCGCGUAUUCGCCAGCUGGUGGGCCAGCUGCAGAACAACUUGUGCAACGUGUCCGUCAUGAACGAUGCGGAUUUGGACUCGCUCUCCAAUAUGGACCCCAACUCGUUGGUGGAUAUAACUGGCAAAGAGUUUAUGGAACAGCUCAAAGAUGCCGGCAGACCGCUCUGUGCCAAACGCAAUGCUGAGGAUCGCCUGAAUCUGCUGAAGUUGCUCAAGGCGGGCGCCAUUUUUUGCUCGGAACGCUAUCCGGAAGAUGCGGAGGCCAUUGAUCGUGAGAUUGGGCGUCAGCUGAACGAGGCGGAGAGCGGUCAGCUGACCACAACAACCACCAGCAAUACGCGGACCAUCGAGGUGGUGCAGUGCGACAAUCAGAAUACCACCAUUACAAUAACCGUUGCCGAGGCGACCUCCACAUGCAGCUCCACUGAAGCGGCUGUCGAGGUCAAUGAGGUCAACGCCAAUUCAAAUGGCAAUGGCAACACUGGCGACAUCUGACUGCCCAUUCUGGGCAGCCUUAGAUGAAGCCUGGCCGCCAAUGAGUAGCCAAACUAAGGCACAAUUUUAUCAAACGUUGUUUCACGUAAACGAACCGAAAAAUCAGUCCUGCAACAUUGGGUUAACAUACACGUAUUUGUAGCAUAUAAUUAGGAGCUGCGAAAUGCCACAAUAUAAAAACGAAACGAAACGUAAUGUAACAAAAUCUUCAGAAAUGCUUCAUAGAAUUUAAGAGCAAAUGAAAGUUAACGAAAUAUUACACGUAUUAGCAUAAAAUCAUCGCAAAAUCGUCAUCAAUAUUAUGGCGGCAUAUUUUUGGGCAUCAAUCUAAAGUUGGAAAAGUUCUGAGAUUUCAGUAGUGGUUGGAUAAAGUGGUCUUAAUUUUAGAUCGGCGAAUACAUAUUCUUUGUUUUAAAGGAAAUGCAGUGUAGUAUUUACUUUCUUACAGUUUAAGAAGCUUUUAAAUUACGCUAGAGCACCGAUUUUAAAAUUCCUUGCGAUCCCGAAUAUCUGAAAUAUAUAUUAUAAAAGAUUUCAUGGUUUUUAUCCAAUCUGAACUUUUACGAUUUUAUUUCCUUGAGAUUAAGUCAGCAUAGAAUUCUAACAAAUUUUCAAUUAUCACAGGCUCAGGAUCGAAAGAGAUGUGUUUUUAAAAUAAUAAGAAAAUAUAUCCCUAUGUUAAAGCUGUGGCCAUUUAUUGUCAAUCUCCAAAUACCACUGAAAUACCAUGAAAAACAAGCAGCACAUGUUUAAAAGUUUGAUGACAGUUUUUGUCAGAGCUUCUUCAUGUCAGCCCGUAUAUUGAAGGCAAUCGAAAUAAUUAAAAAACACAAUUAAGGAAUCAAAAUAAACGACAACAAUAAACAUAAAAAAAAUGAAAUAUAUAUCAUAUGUGGAUUAAAAGCAAAGGGAACUAUAAGAAAAUAUCAUAUUCAUUAUUAUCAAACUAUUCACAUUAGUUAAAAGAAAUAUUACAAAAAUGUUUUAUUGUUAAACAGAAUCGAAUUGCUUAGUAGCGGCUAUAAAAGGCAUUAAACGACUUUUUGUGUAGUUAGAAUUCGAAAAUGAAACUGUUUUUGUUGGUCGAACAGGCGUUAGUAGAAAACAUUCUUAUAUAUUGAAAAUUGCAAAUAUUUUUUCUGAUUUAUAUUGCAUUCAUAUUAUGUUCUUUUGAGUAGUUAGAGCUCGAAAAUGGAAGUGUCUUUUUUGGAUAGAUAUGCAUUAGUAAAAACUUGUAUUUUGACUGAAAAUUCGUAAUGAAGAAUUUUCGUUUGUAAUUUUUUACAAAUAUUUUCAUUAAUUUAUAAAAUAAUACAAAAUUCUUUGGAGUUGUUAGAACUCGUAAAUGAAGGUUUCUUGUUGGCUAAAUUAAAAAAUUGCCUUUUGAAUGAAAAUUGGAAAAGCGAAUUAUCUUUUGUAAUUUUCCAUAAAUAUUUUUUUCUUUUUUAUGAUAUUGAACACAAUUCUUCUGCUUUAGUUAUUGGUUUUCAUGAUCAUUAUCAUUGAAUGCAUUGUUCUUUAUUUAUGCGAAUUAUAUCGAAAAUAUAUAUUUACAUUUGAUAUGGUGGUAUGUUGUUCUGCCAUUAGCAAUUAUUUAGUUGAAUAAGGUGUUAAAUAAGAAGCACAAACGCACACAUAAAAUUGUUUUUGGACUAAUGCCAUUGAAAAUGUCAUUUGUUGAAGCCAAUUGAGACUGACUGUAUUUAUGUGUAGCAAUUAUUUGAGAGGUUUGAAAUUGCUUCAAGUGAACCCCCCACAAAAAGUAUUGUAGUCAAACACAAAACGUAAAGAAUUUAAAUGCAAACCGAAACACUUAAUAUUAGUAAAUUUAAACAAUAAAUGCAAACAAGAAAUGCAAUUACACUCUUAUACUCGUAUAUACAGAAAACCAGGCAAGGCAAAUCAAAGGCAAGAAAAAUACAACAUGAAUAAGCAAUAAAUAUACCAAAAAAACAAGAAUUAUUAAAUAUACAUAGUAACUGCAUACACCAAGCAACAAU
Drosophila novamexicana is the source of this 3074-nucleotide messenger RNA. It is a transcript of the gene Drep1, whose product is annotated as DNA fragmentation factor subunit alpha. Gene Ontology annotation, biological process: regulation of apoptotic process; apoptotic process. The transcript is spliced from 4 exons. The coding region runs from base 208 to 1074 and encodes 288 amino acids. Lineage: Eukaryota; Metazoa; Arthropoda; Insecta; Diptera; Drosophilidae. The record is from RefSeq and is a predicted model, not a curated record.